AUGGCCAAGUUUUGCAAUGAGAUCACUACUUUCAAGCAAAAUGGAAGUGAGACAAUCUAUUCAGCUUGUGGUAAGGAGGUUAAAAAGGAUAUCAAUAAGAGAAAGAGAGUGGUUAAUGAUGAUGAUAAUGGGGUAGAGAUUGAGGAAGUGGAUGUUAGAAGUAAAGAUGAUAAUGAGUGUGCAAAGAAAGGUAAUAAGGAAGAUGCCAUACCAUCAAUGAAUGAUGAACCAAUAGUAGAUGUUAAACCUCUUCCUUUUCCUCAAAGGUUCAUGAAGCAUAACUUGGAUAAACAGUUUGGUAAAUUCCUUGAUUAUCUCAGGGAAAUUACUAUCACUAUACCAUUUGUGGAUGCUAUUAGGGACAUGCCAGCUUGGGGUAAAUUUUUGAAGGAUAUUAUUAGUUAUAAGAGUAAGCUUGAAGAUUAUGGCUUAGUAUCUCUUAUUGAAGAAUCCAAGGCUAUGUACUCUAAGUCUCCACCAAAGCUUAAGGAUCCAGGUUCAUUUACAGUUCCUUGUGCAAUAGGAGGUACACAUUUUGAUAAAGCUUUAUGUGAUAUUGGUGCUAGUGUUAGUCUUAUGCCUUACUCUAUUUAG
Molecule: messenger RNA, 594 nt
Organism: Ricinus communis (castor bean)
Lineage: Eukaryota; Viridiplantae; Streptophyta; Magnoliopsida; Malpighiales; Euphorbiaceae
Exons: 2
Coding region: 1-594 (197 amino acids)
Source: RefSeq, a predicted model, not a curated record